AUGUCAAUCGCCUCCAUUUUUUUAGGUAUUUUGGGUAUUCUGACAGGAAUUCUUAUGUGCUAUCUCGGCGUGCAUGCAGGUCAUGUUUUUGUUCGUUCGACAUGUGUUCGUCGUAUGUGUACUAAUUGGCUCGUGUCAGGUAUAAUUUGUGGUUCCAUUGGUCUCGUUCUAUCGAAAGGUGGUCACAGCAAUGGAUGGAUUCCGAUAAACACAAAUCUUUGGUCACUUAGUUUCAUAUUUGUUGUUGCCGGUCUUGCUUUCCUUAUUCUGACGAUACUCUAUUUACUUGUCGAUGUUAAACAAUGGUUCAAUGGUGCUCCUUUUCUUUGGUUAGGAAUGAAUUCUAUUGUUAUCUAUGUUGGUCACAUGUUCUUGGAGGGCAGCUUUCCAGUACAAUUCGAGGUCGAUGAGACACAUGUCAAAUUGAUGGCAGUCAAUAUGUACGGUGCAUUCUUUUGGACACUGGUAGCUGCUUUGAUGUUUCAUAAGAAAAUUUUUAUUGCCAUUUAA
Messenger RNA from Rotaria sp. Silwood2, 510 nucleotides. NCBI's taxonomy places the organism in Eukaryota, Metazoa, Rotifera, Eurotatoria, Philodinida, Philodinidae. The record is from the annotation of a GenBank genome assembly.